Molecule: messenger RNA, 3208 nt
Organism: Suillus paluster
Lineage: Eukaryota; Fungi; Basidiomycota; Agaricomycetes; Boletales; Suillaceae
Exons: 5
Coding region: 148-3009 (953 amino acids)
Molecular function (GO): protein binding
Source: RefSeq, a predicted model, not a curated record
GGUUGCUCACAGCAGCCACGGCGAACCAACGCCUUCAGGACCUUCCACCGGCCAUUCUGGUUCUCCUCGCAGUAGCUGCUCACAACGAGCGCUAGCUCGCAAUAUCAACCAUUUCUACUCCAAUAAUUUACAUCUGACACGAGCAUUAUGGCAACCGGUUUUCGUCAUCAAUGUUCUGCAAUUGCUUGUCUUUUCUUUAUAAAAUAUAUCUCGAUAGCUUACGCCCAAAAGCUACCCUCUAUGACCCCCGUUCCUCCAUUACAAUGGCUCAAUAUCACUGGAAUAAUACAGGGUGCUACACCAGCCGCUGUCAAAUAUUCUUCUAUCGGUUACGAUCCAGUGACGAAUAACCUUAUCAUUUUUGGUGGUGAAUCAUCUAGUGGUAUCCCAACAGACCAGACCUACCUCUUGAACCUCGGCACACUUACAUGGAAUACUCCUACGCCCCAGACAGAUCUACCCCAGAAUUCACCCCCAGCCAGGUACAUGGCUAUCAGUGGUGAAGACUUCUCAUCUAGCUAUCGACGUGCUCACUUGGUGAUGGGUGGAAGGGGGGUGACUGGGCAAGCUUUAUCAGACGUAUGGGAGUUCGAUUUCAUAAACCAAUUCUGGUCCCAAGUCAAUGUAGCGUCAAGUAGCCCACCAGCGCGCUGGGGCGCCUCUGGUGGUCGGGAUGAUACAGUGCCGCCGAAUCCUUCCACCACAAGCAACACCUUUUACAUGUCUGGUGGAACCGAUGGCACAAACAUGUAUCCCCUCUCAGAUGUUUGGGAGUUAACCGUCUCGGGAACAUUAUCCUCUAAUUUGGCGAAUAAUUACACAAGUGGCGCUUGGAGCAGCCAGACCGUUGGAACUGAAGGCUACAGCGUCAACCAGGCUUCCACUGUUAUCCAGACCUCCCUCAUCUCCGUGAGCGGCUGUAACACGACCAAUUACUCGAAUAAUUCUUGCGCCGAGGGUAACUCGUACGUCCUGGAAGCUGGGUCAAACAUGGAAAUCGCUCCUCCCUCGUGUCCCGCACCACGAUACGGAGGGGCGCUGGUUCCAAAUAUGAGUCCUUUCUCUUCCAGUUAUGCGAACCAAGCGUUCCUUUUGCUUGGGACUUUCAACUCUUCAUUGUGGGAUGAUCAAGGUGGCCUGCAGAAGGGCGAGGUAGCAGUUCUGGACAUUGGAGCAGGCGUUUGGAGCAGAAUACUGCCGGCCGGUGAUCCUGGGAAUGAUGGUGUUCAAGCAUAUCCCACACCUCGGGAGGGUGCUGUUGCGCUCUCUUAUUAUCAGGCGCUCGUCGGUGACAAUAAAGGUGUGGCUUCCGACACCAUUGUCUUCGGAGGUCAGGAUGAAUCUGGUGAAUACCUCACGGAAGUUUGGAUUUUGAGGGCCUAUAACGGAUCCAUUUCGUCCUCAAACGGCAGCUGGGGAGCUCCGGCCGGAGCUCUUUCGACAGGCGUCAGCGCCAAUGGCGCUAAUGUUACCAUUCAAUACAUCACUCAAUGCGCGGUGCAGCUCAUGUCUUCUAGUUCUACAUCGUCUGGUUCCCCAUCUACAACAACACCAACAACAAAUAAUCCCCAAUCCCAACAGUCCUACGAUGUCUCUUUCGUGCACAAACUACUGGCACCGCUUUCUUUUGCCAUUCUUCUCCCAGCCAUCCUGCUUUUACGCCUGGCUCUACCUCCGGUACAAACACAUCGUCCUACAGAUCGCAACCUUGCUCUCUUCUACCUAUCUGUUGUUGUAGCUCUGGUCGCAUAUGGUGCUGGUGUUGGCGGUCUCGUUUCAUCGUUCACGUCAAUCAGCCCCACAAUGACCAUAAUGAAACGUUCAACAUCCCGUACAGUUCUACAGACCGGACAUGGAAUCGUAGGGCUUGCAUUGUUCAUUGCACUCUAUGUGAUGGUGCCCUUUUUGUAUCUCCUUUCUCUAUGCUGCUCACGAUCGCGACCACCGAAAGAGGUCGCCGAUCGCCCGGAGGCAAUUGCAAUUAUUUCUCGCGCCAACUCCACCGACACUGCUGAGAAGCUUGCAGCAUACAAUGCUGCGCAGCACUCACAGUAUCCCCCGUCUCCACAUUCUCCUCGCACCCGUCUACAUUCCUGGGGUGGUUCGAGCUUCUGGUUAGGCCGCAGGAGUCGAGAAGGAAGAACCUCUACUGACAGCGAAUCCAUGCACUCGUCCGGGCCGCAACGAGCGUUCGAAGUUGUCAACCGCCCAGCGCGGACUCGUAGGUCCAGCACAAAUGGGCUUGCAUAUCCAAAUAUAGAUGUAUAUCAGCGCGUACCUGUUGCACCAAGGAGUUUAGGCGAUGUAGACUGGCUUGAUCGACGCCGCAGUCUGAACGCAGUGAACGAGCUCGAUCUUAUGUCUGGCCACGGUCAACGCGGCCUCAUUAAUCCAAACAGCUCCGCUCCCAAUACAGCAGAGAUGUUGAGCACUCGUGCUCUGAUGCCCGCGCCGACAUUUCCCCGCGUUACUCACGAGCUGCCUUCACUCUCUGAGAUAUGCUUUCGUGUCCUCUUCCACACACUCGUUUUCGCUCUUUGCAUUCUUUCCCUCAUCGCGCUGUGGUACGGAGCUCGUCAAGCACUCUUUGCAGUAUUCCUUCUAUGGACUGUUAUUUUUUAUUGCGCCCUUUUUACUCUUGCGUGGCAUGGUCGGCCAAGGAAAUCCAUACUGACUUCCCUGAUCGCCCGGUUUCGCGCGGAGCCUCCGCCGGCUAUUUCUCCUGGCACCCCAACCUCCCGUCCGUUGUCCGCGGCGGGCACUGACCAGUACCCUUUCCCCACCGAUACCCGUGGUCCAUACCUCCAUGAACCUCCUUACCGAGCUGCCAGGGGCCAUGAUGAUGUGUCCACGACUAUCGGCGGACCUCGCUCAGUAGAAACUGAUGAAGACGACGACAAUGUGGACGAAGAUACUAGACAGCAGCGGAUUGAGGAAGAAAUGGGUAGACGAGAAGUGUCCAUCGUCACAGUGCCCAAGCGCAGGUUGUGGAUAACGAACCCUUCAUGAGCUUGUUGAUCGACCAUUCCAUGGGCACCCGCUCUGUGUUAUUUGCGUGCGUUUCAUAGUACUACUCAUCGGCCUUCUUUUCCCCAUGCCAUCGUACCAUAACUGCAUAUUCCUUAAUCGAUACCACCAUCCAAGGAUUUGUUUGCAAUGCUCCACGGUAUUUCUCACGUAGAUCUAUUCACACGUUUUGAUCUCGACU